Molecule: messenger RNA, 1275 nt
Organism: Carica papaya (papaya)
Lineage: Eukaryota; Viridiplantae; Streptophyta; Magnoliopsida; Brassicales; Caricaceae
Source: RefSeq, a predicted model, not a curated record
AAACCUGUCAAACAAAGCAUCUACUUCUUCUUCUUCUUCUCCCUCUCUCUCUCUCUCUCUCUCAUAUGUACGCACCGCAUAUAAAACCUCUCAUACAAAGAUUUUCUCCAUUCGCCACCAUCUUUCUUUUCUCUCUCCGUCUUCCUUUUUCUUUUGCCUUCUCUCUUUUUAAAGCGACGUCGAGAGACUAUGAGUGAGGAGGAGUGGGUCCGAGUGGCUAUGAGGGAUGACUUAAUGGUUGUUGAGGUUCUUCUUCAGCUCCAUCAGGCGGAGCCGCCACCGCAACCUCCGCCGCACUCUGAGAACACCGCGCCUCCUCUCCAGCUCGAGUGGACCGUGCGUCAGCGCCGUUCCAAGCCGCUUCCGAGGAAGAAAUCCGACUCCGCUCGCGCCAGUCCGACAACUCCUCUCUCCUGGAGCGGCGCCACGUCGGUCAGCGGCGGCGUCGCUGACGGCAUCGAGGAGUCGAGCCGUCCUUGUAAGCCGAUUGACAACACGAGAUCUAAGGUUGUUUUUACCAGCGAGACAACUGCUCCCAAAAGAUCAAGGAAGAAAAAGACUUUAGCUGAACUUAAAGAGGAGGAGAGCUUGCUCCUAAAAGAAAGGAAAAGUUUGAAGAACGAACUGGAAACUCUGCGUCAAAUGGUUGAGAAGCAAAGAACCACAAAUGAAAGUUUAAAGAGGACAAAGGUUGAUUGGUUAUCUCGUCAGUCGACAAAAACAGAAUACUCAUGUAUGGAGUCUGAGGUAGCUACUCCAGUCCUACCCCAGGAAAUGGAGUUAGCUAGUGAUACCGCAUGCAAAAUCUUACCAACAGGUGUUGCACCGGAUGUGCAUGAUCAUGCAACUUCCGACAAUGGUUCUUCAAAAGCAGAGGAGGUUGGGAGCAGGGAUACACCCUUUAUGCUACCGGAUCUAAAUCUGCCCAUUGAGAAUGAUUCGGGCCCUGAACUUCUUCAUGGAAUCAGCUGAGAAGAAUCAGUUGUAUAUCGAUAUUCUUUCUUUCGUUAUUUUUUUCCCCUCCUUUCUUGCUUAGAUUAAAUCGAAUUACGUUUGCCAAUGGCAGUUAUGCUUAAUAAUAACAUAACUAGUCAAUCGUCAGUCCUAACUAUGUGAAAAUUGAUGUAUCAAUUAGCCUUUCUUCUCCUGCAUCUCAAUGUGGAUGGGGAAGUUUUUUUCCCCAUAAAUGAAGGAAUUGGAGGUUAGUGUAGAGAUCCUAACAAAUUAGAAAAGGUCAGAUCCAUUUGUUUGCAGGUUUCAACGUUCAUUGGGAAA